AAUGGCCCGGCGCCGUCUCAGCCAAUCAGUGGAGAGGAACGUUGCAACAUUUUACCCGCGGGCGGGGCUAAAAAGCCUCAACGUUCCAUCCGGUCGAGAAGCGCUCCGCUGGGGAGGAUGUUUUAUCACAUCUCCUUGGAGCAUGAAAUCCUGCUGCAUCCUCGGUACUUCGGGCCCAACCUUCUCAACACCGUGAAACAAAAGCUUUUCACGGAAGUGGAAGGGACCUGCACCGGCAAGUAUGGCUUUGUCAUCGCUGUCACCACCAUAGACAACAUCGGGGCGGGCGUCAUUCAGCCGGGACGCGGCUUCGUCCUUUACCCCGUCAAAUACAAAGCCAUUGUCUUCCGUCCGUUCAAGGGUGAGGUAGUGGAUGCCAUUGUAACUCAGGUGAACAAGGUUGGCCUCUUCACCGAGAUCGGGCCGAUGUCUUGUUUCAUAUCCCGACACUCGAUCCCGUCAGAAAUGGAGUACGAUACGAACUCCAAUCCGCCCUGCUACAAGACUGUGGAUGAGGACAUUGUCAUCCAGCCAGAAGAUAAUAUCCGACUGAAGAUUGUGGGGACGCGGGUGGACAAGAACGACAUCUUCGCCAUUGGAUCCCUGAUGGAUGACUACCUGGGUCUCCUGAACUGAAGGCCCGUUUCUGUUUUAGUUCUCUUGCAACCACAUUUUGUAUGUUCUCCUCUUGUGUUCUCUUUCAACUCCAUGGUCGUCCCUGGCUGAAGAAACGUUGCCCUGGCUGCAGUUUUAGGGGAAGGUUUUAGCAUUCUUAACGAGUUGGGAGCGUCUUAGAAAGUCCGUUGUUUCUUGCUGGAAUUGUGUGUCUCUGUUAAGCUUCUUUUUUCGGUCAUUAAACAUUUUUUUCUGUUUUCUGUU
Messenger RNA from Ahaetulla prasina, 879 nucleotides. It is a transcript of the gene POLR2G, whose product is annotated as RNA polymerase II subunit G. Gene Ontology annotation, molecular function: translation initiation factor binding; single-stranded RNA binding; single-stranded DNA binding. Gene Ontology annotation, biological process: positive regulation of nuclear-transcribed mRNA poly(A) tail shortening; positive regulation of translational initiation; DNA-templated transcription. The transcript has 8 exons. NCBI's taxonomy places the organism in Eukaryota, Metazoa, Chordata, Lepidosauria, Squamata, Colubridae. The coding region runs from base 118 to 636 and encodes 172 amino acids. The record is from RefSeq and is a predicted model, not a curated record. Gene Ontology annotation, cellular component: P-body; RNA polymerase II, core complex.